UUGAGAUUGAGACGUUUAGCAGCAACGUUGUCGUCGUGGGGGCUGAGACUGCGUGGAGCAUAUAAAAACAGCGAGGACUACACAGAUUAAUUAUAACGAUUUCGAUCAGCAUCGUGUUCAGUUCUCCACUACAAAUCAACAGCUCUCAGACUUAGCAAUGAUGGGAAAAUUCAGCUAUCUGUUCUGCAUUUGCCUGGCGUUGACUGGCGCCGUUUGGGCCAUUGAGCUGCAGCCGGAGCCGGAUUAUGGACCAGUUGCCUACGAGUUCCACUGGGCUGUCAAUGAUCCACACACCGGCGACAUCAAGAGCCAGAAGGAGACACGCAAGGACGAUAAGGUCGAAGGUCAGUACACGCUGAUCGAUGCCGAUGGCUAUCAACGCAUUGUGGAUUACACCUCGGAUGCUCACAACGGUUUCAAUGCUGUCGUCCGCCGUGAGCCCACAGACAUUAAGAUUCCACUGCCGACCAUCGAGAAGAAACUGAUUGCCACCAAGAUUGUGGCCCCGGUGCUUCCUCUGGUUCACUACGCUCCCAAGGCCAUUCUGAAGACCCAGGAAGCACCCGAGGGCAACUACGUGUCGGUGUCGGGACCCACGGCUCAAUACAAAUACUAGAAAGCCAUCUCAGCAAACUGAUCAUCUCACAACAUCAUGAACUGAGCACAAGAACGAAGAGGAAGGAGAGAUAGGA
Molecule: messenger RNA, 692 nt
Organism: Drosophila albomicans
Lineage: Eukaryota; Metazoa; Arthropoda; Insecta; Diptera; Drosophilidae
Gene: Cpr30B
Product: cuticle protein 7
Exons: 2
Coding region: 158-616 (152 amino acids)
Cellular component (GO): extracellular matrix
Source: RefSeq, a predicted model, not a curated record